ACAAACUAAAAUAUUUCAACUGGAGAACUGCAAGAUUCCACCAUGGAGACUGCGCUGAAGAAAUAAUUACGGUAGAAAUCCUUAUUAGGAAUCUGGCAGUUACCCGUGCCCUAUUUACUUGAAUAAAGGUCAGUUGAUCAAUGGAUAAAGUUGGAAAAAUGUGGAACACAUUUAAAUAUCGGUGCCAGAAUCUCUUUAGCCAUGAGGAUGAGGGGAACCAGAACGACAUUGUGGAUGUGAAUGCCAACAGAUGUUUGACUGGUCGGGAUAAAGCAGAAGGUUCCGCUGGUCCGGCCUCCAUGCAGUCAGCUAGUCCCCUACACCAAAAUAUUUCUUCUGAACUCAACCUGAGUCCUUGCAGUGGUUCUAGUAGGAGGAAUCCAAACUGUGUUUCUGAAAUGCCACAGUUAGUCGAAAUUAGUAUUGAAAAAGACAGUGACAUGGGUCUAAGUGCAGGUGCCCGUCUGGCACGCAGAGACUCGUAUACUCGCCAUGCCCCAUGGGGUGGCAAAAAGAAGCAUUCAUGCUCCACCAAAACUCAGAACUCUGUUGAUCCAGAAAAGAAAAUUGGUAGGCAAAGGAAUGGGCUUCAGAGGAGGGAAAGACGUCACGUGGUUGGAUCUGUUCACGAUAUGGAGGCUGUUUCAAGCAGGGUUGUUGGAAGUCGCAGUUUACGACAAAGGCUGAAUGAGACUGUGGGUUUGUGUUUUCCGAUUAGAGCAUAUAAUAGGCAGUCAAAGCCACUUUUCACUACUAAGAGGAAAAUUCAUCUCUCUGAACUGAUGCUUGAAAAAUGCCCCUUUCCUGCUGGAUCUGAUCUGGCCCAAAAAUGGCACCUGAUUAAACAGCAUACAGCACCUGUCAGUCCACAUUCAAGCAUACUGGACAAUUUUGAGCAGUCUUUGCUUUCUGCUGAAGAUGAAGAAGAUAGAUUACGUGAGAGGCGUAGGCUUAGUAUUGAGGAGGGUGUUGACCCUCCACCGAAUGCCCAAAUCCACACUUUUGAAGCAACAGCACAAGUCAACCCUGUAUAUAAGCUUGGACCAAAACUUGCUCCUGGCAUGACUGACAUGUCAGGUGACAACAGUGCUGCAUCACAAGGCGGGUGCGAGUCUGAAGAAGAUGGUACAACUCUCUGCCUGCAGUCACGGCGACAGAAGCAGCGCCAGUUUUCUGGAGACAGCCAUAUGCAAACGAGUAGACAGGGAGCCUGGAAAGUGCACACCCAGAUUGAUUAUAUUCACUGCCUUGUGCCAGAUCUAGUGGAAAUCACAAGCAACCCAUGCUAUUGGGGGGUUAUGGAUCGCUAUGAGGCAGAGGCCUUGUUGGAAGGCCGGCCAGAAGGCACUUUUUUGCUCAGGGAUUCUGCACAAGAGGACUACCUAUUCUCCGUGAGCUUCCGCCGCUACAACCGAUCUUUGCAUGCACGCAUUGAGCAGUGGAAUCAUAACUUCAGCUUUGACGCUCAUGACCCUUGUGUGUUUCACUCCUCCACUGUUACUGGACUCUUAGAACACUAUAAAGAUCCCAGCUCAUGCAUGUUUUUUGAGCCCUUGCUGACUGCACCUUUAAACAGAACUUUCCCUUUUAGCUUGCAGUACAUAUGCAGAGCAGUCAUUUGUAAGUCCACCACCUAUGAUGGCAUUGAUCUACUUCCUCUGCCAUCCAUGUUACAAGACUUCCUUAAAGAAUAUCACUAUAAGCAAAAGGUCAGAGUGCGGUGGCUAGAGAGGGAGCCCAUUAAGUCAAAAUAAUAAAAAAGCAACAUUUCUUAUUGUCCUGUCUUUACCUUCCAGGUUAUCACCUCAUAGACUUAGAAUAUGCUCAAAAUGUAUCAAUUAAAUAAAAAGCACAUGUACCUGUAUUUAGAAAAUAAUCAAGUAUGACACUUCAAUCUUUAAGUGUAUCUGUCUAUUCUCUUCUGCCUAUACAGAAGACAUUCUGUGGAACGAUGAAGCAGAAUCCCUAUACUGCAUGUUCUUACGAAUGCUAACACUAAUUGUACUAAUGCUCGUAGCUCCGUGUUAUUUUGUAGCAGAAAAUGAGGUGUCUAUAUGGCUUAAAAAAAUAAUAAAAAAAUAUUGACAAAUACAAUAGUUAACGUGUUCAACUAAAGCUGUUUUUUCACUACAUCAAAUCCUAGAUUUCCCACAAAACACUGAGUUGGACAACUUGUAUUUUACAUCAUGGCGUGGAGAAUAAAUCUGUUGCCUUUUUAUUAAGCUAAAGUCUAUAAUAUGCUACCGCAAUAGAA
Molecule: messenger RNA, 2254 nt
Organism: Nanorana parkeri
Lineage: Eukaryota; Metazoa; Chordata; Amphibia; Anura; Dicroglossidae
Gene: SOCS5
Product: suppressor of cytokine signaling 5
Exons: 3
Coding region: 141-1754 (537 amino acids)
Biological process (GO): intracellular signal transduction; phosphatidylinositol phosphate biosynthetic process
Cellular component (GO): phosphatidylinositol 3-kinase complex
Molecular function (GO): 1-phosphatidylinositol-3-kinase regulator activity
Source: RefSeq, a predicted model, not a curated record